CAAGACUGUACAAGUGCGUCGUGUUUGCAGUUGCAGUUGCGCACGUGUGCGUGCGCUGUAUCUAAUCAAUGGCUAAAAUGGCAGGAAUACCCGGUGUUGUAAAACCUAAAACACAGAGAGGAAAACGUUUCCUCGAAAAUCGUGGUUCAAAGCUAGUUGAGAACACGAAAAGUGUCAUAUUCAUCCGAGGGUCCAAUGCCAACAACACGGUGCUGAAAGCCAUGAAAAACUUAUGUUCUCUAAAAAGGCCUCAUUCAGUAUUCUUUAACAAGAAAAAUGAAAUGAAGCCAUUCGAAGAUCAGACAGCGCUUGAAUUCAUGACACAGAAGAACGAUGCCUCGCAUUUUGUGCUCGGAACACACUCCAAAAAACGGCCAAACAACUUGGUUAUCGGCCGGACAUACGAUGGACACCUUCUGGAUAUGUUUGAGCUCGGAAUGGAAGAUUUUAAAGCCCUUGAGGACUUCAAGAUCCCAAAGAUUCCUGUGGGCACAAAGCCCAUGCUGCUUUUCGCUGGUGAACAGUUUGAACAAAACAAGGAGCUUGAGCGAUUGAAGAACUUUUUCAUAGAUUUCUUCCGAGGUGAAACAGCAGAGGCUAUCAGUCUACAAGGACUUGAGCAUGUUAUUAUGUUCACUGCAGCUGAUAACAAGAUAACAUUGAGAAGCUACAAGGUGUUGUUGAAGAAAUCUGGAACCAAGACGCCACGUGUGGAACUGGAAGAAAUCGGCCCCCAUGCAGACUUAACCCUCAGAAGAGCCAAGAUUGCAUCUGAGGAUUUGUUCAAGACUGCACGAAAACAGCCCAAGCAGAACAAGGUCAAGAAGAAGAAGAACAUUGAGAAGACUGCCCUGGGGGCCACGAUGGGACGUAUUCACAUGGAAAAGCAAGACUUCAACAAAUUGCAGACAAGGAAGCUCAAAGGCCUCAAGAAGACACCGGAAGAAAAGAAGGCCGCCAGGGCUGCCAAGAAAGCCGCAGCAAGGGCUGCUGCCACGAGUGAAGAUACACCAAUGGACGUCGAUGCAUGAAAUGUGUCUCCAGCUUGUUGGAUGUAAAUACACAC
This is a messenger RNA of Rhipicephalus sanguineus (brown dog tick), 1066 nucleotides long. RefSeq names its product ribosome production factor 2 homolog (gene Non3). Lineage: Eukaryota; Metazoa; Arthropoda; Arachnida; Ixodida; Ixodidae. The record is from RefSeq and is a predicted model, not a curated record. Gene Ontology annotation, cellular component: nucleolus. The transcript is spliced from 9 exons. Gene Ontology annotation, molecular function: rRNA binding. Bases 69 to 1031 code for a protein of 320 amino acids. Gene Ontology annotation, biological process: ribosomal large subunit assembly; maturation of LSU-rRNA from tricistronic rRNA transcript (SSU-rRNA, 5.8S rRNA, LSU-rRNA).